UGCAAAUUCGUCGGAGGUGGCAGCGUCGCCGUUAGCAAUCUUGGGCUUUUUUGCGGGAGCGGACGAAUCGUCAUUCGCCUUACGCUUGCCUGAUGGACAUGUAAUAUGAUCGCAUCCCCCAUUUCAACGUCUUCAUCGCCGCCUGAUUCCGAUCCUGAAUCAGACGACUCCUCAUCUUCGGCGCUGCUCCCAUUGCCCUUUUUCUGUGAAGCAGUCUUGGCCGGGGAAGUCUUAACUGGCACAGCUUUUUUGGGAGCUUCGUCUUCGUCCUCUGAGCUCUCCUCGUCGCUAUCGCUACCACUCUUUUCGGCCUUGGCGGGUGACCCCUUCGCCCCUCCCAUCUUCGCGAUGACAGAAGCAACCUUCUUAGGGGCUUUCUCCUCAUCCGAACUCUCGCUUUCGCUUGAUGAAGAUGAGCCCUUCUUGGCAGCUGCCUUCACCUGUGCUUCCUUCGGCUUCUCUUCCUCGUCAGAGUCGGAACCCAACUCGGACGAUGACGAGCCAGCUACACCCUUCGCGGUUGCAGCAACAGUCUGCUUCUGGGGGCUGGCAGGGGCAGCAGUUUUUUUUGGCUUUUCAUCCUCGGAUUCGUCCUCGGAAGACUCCUCACUUGAAUCGGCAGCCUUAUCCUGAAACUUUUCGCUAUCAAAUGAGCGAGAUGAUCAGAGCCUAUUACAUACCUUGCCGUUUGCUUGUGCAUUCUUGGCUGGCUCCUCAUCAGAGCUGGACAAGAAACCGGACGAAGAAAUCCCCCUGGCCUUGGCCUGAGAAGCCAGUGA
Messenger RNA from Laetiporus sulphureus 93-53, 779 nucleotides. RefSeq lists its product as uncharacterized. The record is from RefSeq and is a predicted model, not a curated record. NCBI's taxonomy places the organism in Eukaryota, Fungi, Basidiomycota, Agaricomycetes, Polyporales, Laetiporaceae. The coding region runs from base 106 to 633 and encodes 175 amino acids. The transcript is spliced from 2 exons.